AUGGCUGCAAUGGGCUCUUAUGGCAAGCCGGACGAAGAAGGUCCUGAAAGCUCUUUUUCUACGAAGAACCAGGCCCUUGAUCAAGCUUUGAACGAGCAAAAGGAGUUUGAUCACAAGUUACGUCAACGGCUUCGAGAACAAAAGCGCCAAAUCGUUGAGAGUUCCAUGGUAGGAACCGGCCUCGAUGACAUUACUCAAGUCAGAGUAUCACAGGAGAAAGCAGGCACCAAGCACGAUGCCAGACGAUCAAUCGAGGCACAGGAAUCGCGGAGGGUUACUUCUGAGGCAAAUGAGUGUCAGGAUUACCACCGUACACCCCCGAAGCAGAUUACUGACUCAUAA
Molecule: messenger RNA, 342 nt
Organism: Metarhizium robertsii ARSEF 23
Lineage: Eukaryota; Fungi; Ascomycota; Sordariomycetes; Hypocreales; Clavicipitaceae
Exons: 2
Coding region: 1-342 (113 amino acids)
Source: RefSeq, a predicted model, not a curated record